Messenger RNA from Scomber scombrus (Atlantic mackerel), 2302 nucleotides. Its product is annotated as oligodendrocyte-myelin glycoprotein. Bases 920 to 2302 code for a protein of 460 amino acids. Gene Ontology annotation, molecular function: protein binding. The record is from RefSeq and is a predicted model, not a curated record. The transcript has a single exon. NCBI's taxonomy places the organism in Eukaryota, Metazoa, Chordata, Actinopteri, Scombriformes, Scombridae. Gene Ontology annotation, biological process: neuron projection regeneration.
AUAACUUUUGAGAAAGAUAUGUUGACCCAGUUUCAUACUGCCCUCAUGUGAACAGUGCAAGUAUUGAUCUAUCAGUUCUAUAUGUUGAUGUUGGUAUGGGUACACCAGGUCUGAAAUCUAUUGUUAAAAUUCAUUAAAAAUGUGAUUUAAUGUUGCUAAGAUGUCUGAAACACAACUCUUGUUUAAAUAAAGAAAAGGUUUGAUCCUAAUCCUGAGCAGAUCACCUCUGCCAAAGAUCAAACAUCAAAGAUGACAACAACAGCUCCAAAGCGAGUGUCACCCUGUGGCAGCUGAAAUGCGAGACCUGACAGAGUCAGAUUGCCUGCUCUUUUGUCAACAAGGUGCUAAAUAAUUUGAGAAAAUACUACCCCUUCACUUUCACUCUUCCCACCAAGUGACAAAUGAGCCAGAGGACCACCUGGUUGCACUCAGUCUGAGUCUUGUUUGCAAUCUGUUUGAGUUUUUACAACCUCAACCUUUGGUAACCUCAGAUAAGGGAAUAUUUGGGACACCAGUGUUGUUGUUUUUUUCUCUCUACUUGCAAAAUAUACCUUACUGAACAUCGGUCUUUUUUUACUCCUUUUCACUUUCAGUCACAACAAACAACAGUACCUUUCAAUCAAUACGGGUUGUGAAAAGGAUCCAGAAUAGGUAAUUCAGCACCUUAAGGCUGUCAUUAAACUUUGAUGAGCGUCUGCCUGGAAUUCUCAACAGCAGCAGUGGUUAUCUUUAGAGGGACGGUGGAUCAUGUAAAGACCAAGAGGGAACAAGCCUGUCCAACUCUUCAGAGGAGCAGAUAAUACAGGAUUAGAAGAAUGGUACGUGAAGGAGCUAUUUAUUUUAGUUUUUAUAGUGAAAUAAGUAAGGCUUCAUGUUUCCUGAUAUGAUUUGUUUCCUGCCUUCUUCCUUACAGUGAGUCAUGCUUUGGUGCAGAUGUGGUGUCCUCCUGGUUCUCUGCGUCUGUCCUGUAGCUUGCAUCACCAUGUCUCCCUGUCCUCCUGGCUGCUGCUGCCCUCGCCCAGGAUUUUUAGUCCUGUGUGAGUCCCUGGGUCUCAGGUCGAUUCCUCGCUCUGUCCCACUGAGCACUUCAGCCCUGUCUGUUGCUAGAAACCAGCUUUGCAACGUGGACCACCUACUGCGGCCCUUCUCUGGCCUGCAGGAGCUUAGCCUCAGUCAUAAUCUGCUGGCCCGCUUCCCUCUUGGCCUGCCUCCCAGUCUGGAGUCCCUGCUGCUGCAGGAAAACCGCAUCACUUACAUCACCUCAGGUGCCCUGAGGCAGCUGGGGAACCUCACUCGCCUGGAUCUGGAGGACAACCGAAUUCGUGCCAUCCAGCCUGGGGCACUUGAGGGUCUCAGCAAGUUGCAGGUCCUGACACUGAAGGGUAAUCAACUGAAAAGGCUUCCUCUGAAUCUCCCGUCCUCACUGACCAACUUGGACCUCUCUGCUAACUGCAUCUCAGCCCUGGACCUGCCCUCGCUGUCCACCCUGGUCAACCUGCAGGUCCUGAAGAUCAACAGCAACUGCCUGUGUUCAGUCCCAGAGAGCGCCUUCGACGGGCUGCCACGUCUCCGGUCUGUGGACCUCACAAACAACCUGUGGGUGUGCGAGUGUGACAUUUUGUACCUUUACCGCUGGCUGCUGAGCGGUCGGCUGAAAAUGGCCACAGACCUGGUGUGCACCGAGCCAGUCCACCUCGCUCACCGUCUGCUUCUCAACCUCUCAGUCAUGGCUAUCUGUCCCCGUGUUCUGAAGCCAAAUGAAAGGACACACCGACUGCAGGCCUCCACAGCUGAGCCUGCAGCACCUGCCUUUAAAAGCUCGCCGGAUAAGAAGAAUAACUCUGAAAGCUCGUCAGAUGGUUUACAGCAAAUGUCAAAAGCUCAAAGCAUUCACAAAGAUGUUUCCAAGACUUGUGUAUUACUUAAGCACUACACUCUAGAGACUCUUAGCUACGAGGACUGCUUGUCCUUAAAUAAAACACAAACUGUAAGUCCUUCCUACUUAACUACCUCUACCCCUGCUGAGGAACAAAGGUGCAGAGACAAUGUCACAGGUCGGUACCCUCAGAUUAACGCAACCUCUGCUGAAGUGACUCAAUCUUUGCUUUCCACAAACAGAGAUGCCCCCCUGCCCACUCCCAACCCACGUCCGUUUACUCAGCAGGACUCUGUGGUCGUCUCUCUGCUGGCUGUCUUGUGUGUAUUAGUUGCACUCCUCAUGUUGGCAGUGUUGCUUGUACUGAAAAAGGUACUUCGGAGCCAACAGAGAGUGGCUCCACUUGAUGGAGCAUCUGGUGGAUGA